AUGGCUUCCUUUUUAUCUACAUCUGCUACGAGAAGUUCAAGACAAAAGGAUAAAAUUUAUUUAAUUGGUUUUGUGACCCACCAAAUUACUGGUGGCAAAUUACCAUCAAAUCGUCAAGUGUUACGUAGUUUGUUUUAUAACAUCCGUGAAGUAAAGCUGAAUAUAAAAGGUGCGGCUAGGUUAACGAUAAAAAAAGUUUUUAUUUUCUGGGAGAAAGCAAGGAUACAAACAAAACAUUUGAAAGACUCUGUUGCUAAGCUAGAAAAACUUCAUGAAGAAUGGAGAAAACUACAAAAAAAUUCUAACAGAACUGGACCAGCUCAGACAGAGAAAGAAAAACUUUUUAAGGCCAUACUUGAUGACCUAUUUGACAUAGCUCAUCAAGAUGCACUCCAGACUGCAACAGAGGAAGACAAAUUGUUUUUGCUUAAGCAGAGAGAAAAGGGGUGCCCAGGUGUCAUGGGAGGAGUUGAUUUAAAGUGUGUAAAAGCUGAAGAGCGUUGGCAAAAAAGAAAUGCUUCGGAAAUGACGAGGUUAACAAAAUUUAGGACAAGUUCAGAAUUAGAAGAGCUUAAAUCGUUAGGCAGCAGCACGUCAGAUGAAGAUGAAAUUGAAGAUAAUGAUCAACGCACAGAGAAGGUAGAUAUGGUGACACUAAAUUAUGGGCCUGAAAAAAAGAUGAAAAAAUACACUAGAGGUACUGAAGAAAUUGUUAAUGAAAAGUUAUUUCUAAUAUUGGAUAGGUGUGCUAUUUCAGAUAGAGACGCAGCUAGAAUAAUAUCAGCUACAAUUGAAUCUCUUAGCCAUGAUUCUCAGCAAUAUAUUGUAAAAUUAGAAGGAGCAGUUGUACAUUGGGGUGGGAAAUUACUUCCAGAUAUGUUAAAUAAAGAAAAUGUUGAAAGAGUUGCAGUCUUAAUUAGCUGUGGAGAAGAAGAACAGUUAAUUGGAGUUCCCCUAUUAGAAAAUGGUGCUGGCAGUACAAUUGCAAAAUCUGUUUAUUCAGAACUUGGAAAGUGGGGUGCACUAGACAAGAUUCAAGCAAUGUCCUUUGACACAACUGCCGUGAAUACUGGCCGCAUUAAAGGCGCUUGCGUUUUAUUAGAGCAAUUGAUGGAGAAAAAAUUAUUGUAUCUUCCAUGUCGCCACCAAAUUUUGGAGGUAGUGUUGAGAUCAGUUUUUGAUGCUGCAUUGGGAAAGACUACAGGCCCUCAAUCGGAUAUUUUCAAAAAAUUUAAAACUGAAUGGAACAGCAUUGAUAAAAAAAAAUUUAAAUCAGGAGUUAAAGAUAAAAGUGUAGCCAGCAAAUUGAUUAAUCCGGAUCAAAUUUCAAAAUUAUGGAGUAAUAACGAAAAAUAUUUGAAGAGUAAAAAGAUUGUGGACGGAUUAAAAGUUACAAAUGAUACAGCAAAGAGGGGUGUUAAAUUAAUAACAGAUUACAACUCAUGUAUUACAAAAGAUGAAGAACAAAAACAAUAUCUUUUGCAGUUAAUUGCUGAAUGUCGGACAAAAUUUCCUGGUUUCUCAAAAGCCUCCUUAUCCGAGCCUCUACCUUUUGAACAAACAAUGAGUUAA
Molecule: messenger RNA, 1572 nt
Organism: Helobdella robusta
Lineage: Eukaryota; Metazoa; Annelida; Clitellata; Rhynchobdellida; Glossiphoniidae
Exons: 4
Coding region: 1-1572 (523 amino acids)
Source: RefSeq, a predicted model, not a curated record